This is a messenger RNA of Neurospora crassa OR74A, 4937 nucleotides long. RefSeq lists its product as hypothetical. The record is from RefSeq and is a predicted model, not a curated record. Lineage: Eukaryota; Fungi; Ascomycota; Sordariomycetes; Sordariales; Sordariaceae. Bases 332 to 4666 code for a protein of 1444 amino acids. The transcript has 4 exons.
CAGCACUGCUCGCACCCCUAGCAACCAACCAACAUACCCGCGGGGCGUAUAAGGAGAAAGGAUCUGUACCGGGCUACCUACCUACUUACAGAAAAGUGAGGCCAGCAUCCCGAACUCACCACAACACCACAACCUCUUAUACACACGCCAAACAAGCCAGCAAUCACAGAUACCAUACAUCGGCCUCUUCUCUUCCCUCUUGUAGUGGCUGUCCAUCGUGCGGAUUGUUUGUUGCCGCGCUUUUCAGCACACAACUACCAGCAUCAACACCACUACUAACCAGCUCACUUUCUUCUUACCUUCUUGGCCCGCCUCCCCAGUCCAUGGAAUCAUGGACGACGCCAGCAGCUCUCAGCAGCUGGUAGACACCAGUCAAUCUACCCCAGACUCGCAGAAUGAGCCCAUCACCAACACAAUGACCCCUUCUUCCUUUUUCUCCUCCAAUGAUACCCCUUCCAACCAUGUCCAGCAGCCGCCUGCCGAUAUUGCCGCCCCAUCAGCCCUCAUCCCCAAGCCAGCUUCCACAAGAGGCGGCACUCGCGGGAGGGGCCGAGGUGGUCGUGCCAGAGGCAAGGGCCGAGUUGCAAGGGCUGGCCCCAAGAUCACAGUAGCCAAAUCCUCAACUGCCAUCCCCAAGCCGGGCACCGGUCGUGGCCGUCGUCAACGGGCCUACCAGUAUACCAGGGCCCAGGCCGCCUACGAGCGCAACAUGGAACUUCGUUCGGCUUACAGCCAACUCGCCCGCUUGGCCAAGCCCGUGCUUGACGAAAUCGGCUCUCGUGAGAAAAAGGCUCUCAUGGAAAACCCCCAGAUGGUCGAGGAAGCGCCCGAGUACCAGGAAGUCAUGCGCUUCCUUGACCAGCGCCGUGACGACACCAUCGCCACCAGCGCUCGUCGUCUGGAGUACGAGAAAGCCAUGGCCCUGAACGUCUUCGAAGGGCAACGUGAAGCUGUUUUCAGGUCAACAACGCAACUCACGGCCGAACUAUGUGAGGAAUGGUACACCUCAAUGCUGGCCGAGGUCGAGAGGUUGGAGUUUCUUCACGAUAACAAACUUCCCUUGGAUCUGCCCCCUGCCCCUUGCACAGAUUACACCUACAAGGACAUUUCACAAAAGCAAAUGGAUGAACAGGGCAGAUUUGCCGAACGCGACGAUGAGGGCGACGAACUGCCAUGCUCGGGCAAGAAGGUUAGUGAGCUCAUGACCGAAGCCUAUCAGGUCCACUCCCAGCUCCCACCCAAGCGCAAGGCCGAUGGCCAGUUGGCGGGCGAACCCAACCCCAAGAUGGUCAAGGCCCACACGUCCAGCCUUCUCGGUGGCACCGAUACUAUUCCGGGAAGCAAAAGCAACACACCGGAACCCGGCUCGAAAGCUCCAUCACCAGUUCCCUUCUCUCCGUCCAAGGGCGGAAGGUUCGAACCCAGUUUGCUGGAUCCCCCUCUUCCCAAGGGUGCUGAGGAACCGGAUGAGUACGGGGUACGCCUAAUCCAGCGCAAAGACAAGCGUGCCGAGUUCCACAACAACCGGAUCAUGGUACCGCCCAUUUUCGAAUUCGACGACGACGAAAUCGGCUUCCGCGACUCGACCAACGAUCCCGUCAAGGGCGCCACCAAAGCCAAGCGUGGCAGAUUUUACAUGACACCUAACUCCAACUACUUUUAUGUUGAUCGCCGCGUGUCAAACUGGGAUUCUACCCAGGUUGAGGGCGAAUUGGACGAGGAGAUUGUCAAACAGUAUGGCCUCCAUCCCAAGAUGGGCAUUCCUCUGUCGUCGUCCACCAACGUCGAUCAGCCCCCCAUGCCUCAUGUUUCUGGCUGGAAGCCUGUAGUCUUGGUCGAUCCCAGGGGACAACAAGUUCAUGCGUCGAGGACCAUCAAGGCAGCUAGGCUGGAUGCUCAAGGAAGGAAGUUUGAUCUGAUGAAUGCUUUGCGUAAGUUUUGCGAACAGGAAGGCAUUCCCGAAAAGGAACUUGCACCAAGCAAGGAGGAACGCGAACAGAAGAGAAGGCAAGAGCUUGAGUUGAGGGGUCUCGAUCCCGACCAAGACAUCGAGUCCCAAAUCUCGCAGUCAGUCACGCCCGCGCGCGUUCCCUCGCCGGUCAACACGACGGUCUUUGAUGACUUUGUCCAAGGAGCCCUUCAAGCCGCUGCAGCUGACGAGGAGGCCGAACGGACGGCGGCGGCAUCCCGCUCGCAGGCCUCCAAGCCAUUCGAUGCUAUCAGAGAUGCACUUAUGGACAACUCGACACCUGCGCCGGCCCCACAACCGCUCGCCCAGCAGCCACCUGCUCCACUCCCUACUCAGGAGACGCAAGUCACGGGCUUUGCUGAUACUACCAGCUUGUCCUACCUUGCUGAUGUCGCCGAGAGAGAAUCUCAGGAGCAGCGGUACCUAAUGCACCCUUACCACCACCAGGGAAUGCAGUCCGGCCCAUCGCGCACUUAUUCGGAGGCUCAUCAGGAGAGUACCCCGAUCGACCCGUCACUCCUGCCACCACAAUCACAGCACAAUAGUGUGCCUCGAAAUAACGAUUUCGAAAGACCGCAGCACUAUCACCAUGUAGAAUAUCCUCGGCCAGAAGGAUAUGGUGUCUAUGCCCAUCAAGAGCCUCACCCGAACGACGGAUCGAGGCCCAAUGAUUUUCUGAGGACGGCGCUUAAUCCUUCUGCGUAUCCUCCGCCCCCGGAAUCACAUCCUGGACAAUAUCAGGACUACUCCAUGCAGGGUCCUGCCACUGGCCGAACGCCCUUCUCUACCACGGCUUCGUCUAAAGGACUUCCAGCUUUGCGACCCAUGCACGGAACACCUGGUCCUGAUGGACAGGUCAGCCCGGUUCUCCCGCCUUCGGCCCAUCCUAGCAUGGUGGUAUCGAAUAGCGGUGCGUUUUAUCCUCCGGCGCCUAACAGGCCCUUUCACAAUGGUUACUCGGCGCAAGAGUCACCAGUACCUAUGCAAGCAGCUGUGCAUCAUCUACAGGGCAUGUCCCUUCAACCUCCACCCGGCCACGCCGAACCGCAUCCGUCUCAGAUGCAGAUGCAUCAUUAUCCGAUGCCGCCCCAACCCUACCAAAACGGCCCGAUUCCUCUUGCGCCGGCGCCAGGUCCUAUGCAAGGCCCCGUACAUAUCCCCGCGGCUUCUCCUUCGCCUACGCCCGGCCCGGGUCAUGCACCUCCUAUGCUCCAGCCGGCACCUCCACCGCACUCGCUGGCACCGAUGCCUGGUCAAUCGAUGAUGCCCACCGCCGGCAGCCCACCGCCCGGACGUUCGCGUCCCGGAAGUUCUUCGGCGCCGUCUGGACCACCUCCUUCCUCCGGGGCCUCUGCCGCUUCGAACAAAUACCGAAAACUCGAGCCUGCCCCAACGCCUCCUCACCGUCUCGGCUAUACCGCCAACGGCCAAGAGCUACGAACAGUUCAGUUCGACUACCGCGAGGCUAUCAAGGACUACACCCCGGUUGAGCCGCCCCCUAGGCAUGGACCGACUCACAUCCGGGGAUGGACCCAUAACAACCUCAAGAAGGGCCCCGGGGCCAACAGCAGCCGCCCUACCUCAUCCAAAGGCGCCGCCACCACCAACGGCGUCAACGGGGCCACGAACAACACCACCAACGGAGACGGUGCUCGUGCUGGCUCGUCUUCGUCGAGGGCUGUCAGCAAGAUGCCCGUUGUUUUCCCGCCGCCUGUUAUUUUUCAGGCGCCUGCCCCGUCGCCCAUUGCGCCACAAGUGCCCACUCCUCCGCCGGCUGCUUCACAAUCUGCUAUUGUUUCUCAGGGGCCCACUCUUCUCCCAGCAUCUCCCAUCUCACAAGGGGCCGUCGAUCCGCAUGUGGCCGACAUCCCACAAAAUUCUACCACCAGCUCCCAAGCGUCUAUCAAGCCCGUUCGCGCCGUAAGGACUGCCGACAGGUCCCUGUUGGUCAUUUCCGCGUCUGCCAUGAAGAAGUUUUAUCGGAACAAAUCCCAAAGCGCCACGUCCAGUAGCAGUGUCAGUAGUGCCAGUGAUAACAACAGCGACAAUGACGAUAAGGGCCCUGACGUCGUCAAAGAAGGAAUUGAAAUUGCGGCCCCUAGUCCUGCUCUCACCCCAGCAACGGAGGCCAGCAUUAGCUCCAGCUCCACCAAGAGAAAGAGAGCAUCCACAUCUGAGGACUCAAGAAGCAGUAAUGGUCCCAAGAGAGUAAAGUUCAUUUCGAAACGGGACGCAGCACCAGUGUCAGUGGGCGAAGAUGCAUCCUCGACGUCGACGGAGCUGCCACAGCUGCGGCCACAAUCGCCUUCUCAGCAGCGGAAGCAGCAGCAAAGGUCGCAACAGGAGGGUAUCAUAAUGGAUACAAUCACAGUAGCCACCAUCAGUAGCCCUGACACCGCGAAGAGCCCAACAGCCACCAAGCGCAAGAGCCCGACAGCUGCAAAGAACAGCCCAGCUAAAACCCCAUCCAGGACCCCGGCUAAAAGGAAGAGAGCCGCAGUGAAGAUCAAACAGGAAGAGGGAAGUCCCAGCCCUAAAAGGGUUAGAAUCAAGAAGGAGAACAAACAGCCGCGCCAGCCCGCCCACAGCAGCUAUCGGCUUAGGAACAGGGGCGGACCGCGGCUGGAGUUCAAGGAGAAUUCGAAGGGGGAGAUGGAGCUGGUUGAGCUUGGGGAUGAGGAGCAGAGGAGGGAUUGAUUUAGUGAAUGAGUUCGGGACAGAGAAGUACAGAGGGAUGUUGGAAUCAAUCUUGGUUUGCUUGGCUGGUUGGCUACACCACACAGAAUCCAUCUUGGAGAUGGAAAGAAGAGCAAGAAGAAUCUUCAUCAAAAUAAAGCCAUAGGCCAAAAGAGCCAUGACAAAGGUGCAUCUGGAUAUACCAAAUACCAAAACUACGACAUAACAGAUUGCAUUUUUUUUUUUUUUUUUUUUUUAGUUUGCAUUGCUUCACGCAUAACAAAAGAAAGAG